Molecule: messenger RNA, 2255 nt
Organism: Salvia miltiorrhiza (redroot sage)
Lineage: Eukaryota; Viridiplantae; Streptophyta; Magnoliopsida; Lamiales; Lamiaceae
Product: probable inactive receptor kinase At5g58300
Biological process (GO): protein phosphorylation
Molecular function (GO): ATP binding; protein kinase activity; protein binding
Source: RefSeq, a predicted model, not a curated record
UGCACUGCAUUGGUUUACUUGUUUUUGUUGCUUGUUUGAACAAUCAUGAAGUCAUGAUGUUCUUCCCUUAACAGAAUCUCUCUCUCUCUCUCUCUCUCUCUUAAUGCAUGGUGCAUUUUAGUUGUACAUACUAGCUGCUUCACAUUUUGACUUCCAUUUGAAUGGUCUUGGCAGCUGAAGCUUCUGCAAAAACAAGAAGAAUGAAAGUUCUCAUCAGCAUUCUCCUCCUCCUAUCACUCGCCACACACAUCAAUUCCGAUCUCAGCUCCGACACAGCCGCCCUUCUGGAAUUCGCCGAUGCGGUCCCGCACGUGCGUAAUCUCAACUGGAACGCCGCAAAUCCAAUCUGCACUUCAUGGAUAGGCAUCACUUGCUCCAACGACAAUACCAGAGUCGCCGGAGUCCAUCUCCCCGGCAUCGGCCUCUUCGGAGAAAUCCCGGCCAACACCUAUCGGAAAUUAGACGCCCUCAAAGUCCUCAGCCUGCGAUCAAACCACCUCAGCGGCGACCUCCCCUCCGACAUCCUCUCCCUCCCUUCCCUCCAAGCCCUCUACCUCCAGCGCAACAACUUCUCCGGCGCCAUCCCCCUCUUCCUCUCGCCCCGCCUCGCCGUCGUCGAUCUCUCCUCCAACUCGCUCUCCGGCGCCAUCCCGCCGUCGCUCGCCGAGCUCAAGAGGCUGGCCGUGCUCAACCUCGAAUUCAAUUCCUUCACCGGAAAUCUCCCCAAUCUCGACAUUCCAACCCUAAAAAUGUUGAAUGUGAGCUACAAUUCCCUAAAUGGCUCCAUUCCCCAAUCCCUAGCUAAAUUCCCCGCUUCAUCCUUCAUCGGGAACGCGGAUCUCUCCUCAGCGCCGUCAGCCUCGUCUUUCGCUGCUCCUCCACAACAAGGCUCCUCUUCUUCUUCUCCUCAGAGUGCCAAGUCGAGGAAACUGAAUACAGGAUCCAUCGUGGCCAUCAGCGUUGCCUGCGCGUGUCUGGCAAUUGUAGCGCUGGCGUAUCUCCUCAUGAUCUGCGUGAAGAAGAGGAAUCAGAAGCACGGCUCCUCCACCAGAGUGAUCAAAGUGAAGACAUCGUCGUCUGACGGCGUCAAGACGGAGAAUCUCAAGUCGGACGAUUUCGGGAGCGGCGUGCAAGGAGCGGAGAAGAUCAAGCUCACAGUCUUCCAAGGCUGCUCCUUCAACUUCGAUCUCGAAGACUUGCUCCGAGCCUCGGCGGAGGUGCUCGGGAAGGGCACUCACGGCACCACCUACAAGGCCAUCCUCGACGAAUCCACCACGGUGGCUGUUAAAAGGCUCAAAGACGUCGCCGUUGCCAAGAAGGAAUUCGAUCAGUACAUGGAGGUCGUGGGCCGCCUCGGCCGCCACCCCAACGUCGUGCCGUUGCUCGCAUACUACUGCUCCAAAGACGAGAAGCUUCUCGUCUACGAGUACAUGCCUUCAGGCAGCUUGUCUGCGGCCUUGCACGGCAAUCGAGAUGUAGGAGGAGCUGCACUGGAUUGGGAUUCGAGGCUGAACGUGGCGAUCGGAGCAGCAAGAGGGGUGGCCCACAUUCACUCAGAAGGCGGGGCGAAGUUCAUCCAUGGCAACAUAAAGUCCUCCAACAUACUCCUAAGAGGAGGCCUUGACGGCUGCAUUUCCGACCUGGGCUUGAGCCCGCUGCUAACGGGCUACAACGACGUCAAGUAUCGCGUCGCCGGCUACAGAGCGCCGGAGGUGAUGGAGACGGCGAGGAAGGCCACGCAGAAAUCGGAUGUGUACAGCUUUGGUGUAGUGCUUCUUGAAAUGCUGACGGGGAAGAGCCCCGUGAGGUGCCCCGGGUACGAGGAGGUGGUUGAUCUGCCGAGGUGGGUGAGGUCCGUGGUCCGGGAGGAGUGGACGGCGGAGGUGUUCGACGUGGAGCUGAUCAAGCACGGCGGCGUCGAGGAGGAGCUGGUGCAGAUGCUGCAGAUCGCCUUCUGCUGCGUGGCCAAGGUGGCGGAGGCGCGCCCGUCAAUGGAUGAGGUGGUGGGGAUGAUGGAGAGGGUUCGGCAUCCGGACGUCGAGAACCGGCCGUCGUCCGAGGACAACCGCUCCAAGGAUUCAAAUGUGCAGACGCCGUGAAAUGGGAAUAGUAUUGGUGGUGUUGGUAUAUGGUAGGAGUUUAAUUUCUCAAUUGGUUUUGUAUAAGGCCAUAAGAUGUGACAUGGUGUAGUUAUGUAGUGAAGAUUUUUCAUUUCCUAAAGAGGGAUUGGGGGAUGAUGCUUAACAUCCCUUUCA